UCAACUAUCACAAAAAAAUGUUUAGAUCAGAAUUCCUGUGUCAUGAAGAGUUUUUAACCCAGAAGAGGAUUUGAUGCUGGAAACGGAAGAUAUCAGUCAAAGGAGAGUUCUCAUUCUGGGAGGACCUCGUUGUUGCUCUAAUAGUGGUUGAAGACUAACUCCCAGAACAUUGCCUGACCUCUGACCUGUCAGCAUGGGCAGACUACAAGCCUGUAUGUCACUGUACAAAACAACACAAGAUUAAAUCAAGCACAAGAUAAGAUGAUGCAUUCAAGAGAUGCGACUUGGCAUCUCCUGUCUUUUUCCCGCUUCCUGGCAUUUUAGCAUCUCUCCAGUGGGAUGUCCUCGAAUUUUGAAUACCAAUUUACGCCAAAUUGUUGUUAUUAGUAUUCUGGCUGCUGCUGUUUCACUUUUAUACUUCUCUGUUGUCAUAAUCCGAAAUAAAUAUGGGCGACUAUCCAGAGACAAAAAGUUUCAAAGGUACUUGGCACGAGUUACUGACAUUGAAGCUACGGAUACCAAUAACCCCAAUGUGAACUAUGGUAUCGUGGUGGACUGUGGUAGCAGUGGGUCUCGAAUAUUUGUCUAUUGCUGGCCCAGGCAUAAUGGCAAUCCUCAUGACCUGUUGGAUAUCAGACAAAUGAGGGAUAAAAACCGAAAGCCAGUGGUUAUGAAAAUAAAACCAGGCAUUUCAGAAUUUGCUACCUCUCCAGAGAAAGUCAGUGAUUAUAUUUCUCCGCUCCUCAACUUUGCUGCAGAGCAUGUGCCACGGGCAAAACACAAAGAAACCCCUCUCUACAUUCUUUGCACAGCUGGCAUGAGGGUCCUUCCUGAAAGCCAGCAGAAAGCCAUCUUGGAAGACCUUCUGACUGAUAUCCCUGUGCAUUUUGACUUUCUGUUUUCUGACUCUCAUGCAGAAGUAAUUUCAGGGAAACAGGAAGGUGUGUAUGCUUGGAUUGGCAUUAAUUUUGUCCUCGGACGAUUUGAGCAUAUUGAAGAUGAUGAUGAGGCAGUCGUGGAGGUUAACAUUCCUGGAAGUGAGAGCAGCGAAGCCAUUCUCCGGAAAAGAACUGCCGGUAUUCUCGACAUGGGAGGCGUGUCAACUCAGAUAGCGUACGAAGUCCCCAAAACUGUAAGCUUUGCCUCCUCACAGCAGGAAGAAGUAGCUAAGAACCUGCUGGCUGAAUUUAACCUGGGAUGUGAUGUUCACCAGACUGAGCAUGUGUACCGAGUCUAUGUGGCCACAUUUCUUGGGUUUGGUGGCAAUGCUGCUCGACAGAGAUAUGAAGACAAGAUAUUUGCCAACACGUUCCAAAAGAACAGGCUCCUGGGGAAGCAGACUGGUCUAGCUCCUGACACUCCAUACCUGGACCCCUGCUUACCCCUAGACAUUAAAGAUGAAAUCCAGCAAAAUGGGCAGACCAUGUACCUGCGGGGAACGGGAGACUUCGACCUGUGCCGAGAGACUCUCCAGCCUUUCAUGAACAAAACGAACGAGACACAGACUUCCCUCAAUGGUGUCUACCAGCCCCCCAUCCACUUCCGGAACAGCGAGUUCUACGGCUUUUCUGAAUUCUACUAUUGCACUGAGGACGUGUUACGAAUGGGAGGAGACUACAAUGCGGCUGCGUUUACUAAAGCUGCCAAGGAUUAUUGUGCAACAAAGUGGUCGAUCUUACGAGAACGCUUUGACCGAGGACUGUAUGCCUCUCACGCUGACCUCCACAGGCUAAAGUACCAGUGCUUCAAGUCUGCCUGGAUGUUCGAGGUGUUUCACAGGGGCUUCUCCUUUCCUGUCAACUAUAAAACCCUAAAGACAGCCUUGCAGGUGUAUGACAAGGAGGUGCAGUGGACCCUCGGAGCAAUCCUCUACAGGACCCGCUUUUUACCCUUAAGAGAUAUCCAGCAGGAGGCAUUCCGGGCCAGUCACGCUCACUGGCGGGGCUUCUCCUUUGUCUACAAUCACUACUUGUUCUCCGGCUGCUUCCUGGUGGUCCUGCUCUCCAUCCUCCUCUACCUGCUGCGGCUCAGGCGCAUUCACAGGCGGAUGCUGCGCAGUGGGGCAGCCGCCACCCUCUGGCUGGAGGAGGGCCUUCCGGCCCAGAAGAUGGCGGGAACCUUGUGAACAGGAACAGGAGUGAGUGCCCAGGAAGACCUUCUAAAGGAAAAGCCAUUUUUGCCUCAGGGUUUUUUCUCUUUAUCUUUGUUUUAUUUUUCCCUUCCCUUUUUGGUCCUUGAAACAAAAACAAAAUCCAUUGUAUGUAAACUCUGCUGUCCAGGAAGAUUGCAUUUGCCACUGUUUGGCACAUAGCUUUAAACUGAGGAGUAGGGAAAAGGGAAAAUGACUUCAUACUUGCUGUAUAGGACACCUGCCAAAAAUUAUGGAGAUUUUUGGUUUUUCUUUAAGGUAUGUUUAAUUUUAAACAGAUGCACUUUGAUAGUGGAGGGAAAUGGCAAAGGUGUUUUCUAUGGUGAAGAUGGGACUGAAGAGUGAGACUUUUACAGAACCCAGAACCUACUGAAUGAAAUUAAAAUGCUUUUCCCUCUAUCUUGAAAGCUAUAACCUAAA
Messenger RNA from Myotis davidii, 2569 nucleotides. It is a transcript of the gene ENTPD4, whose product is annotated as ectonucleoside triphosphate diphosphohydrolase 4. Gene Ontology annotation, biological process: nucleoside diphosphate catabolic process. The transcript is spliced from 14 exons. Gene Ontology annotation, molecular function: nucleoside diphosphate phosphatase activity. Bases 278 to 2125 code for a protein of 615 amino acids. Gene Ontology annotation, cellular component: membrane. The record is from RefSeq and is a predicted model, not a curated record. NCBI's taxonomy places the organism in Eukaryota, Metazoa, Chordata, Mammalia, Chiroptera, Vespertilionidae.